AUGCAACUUGGAACGACACUACCCAUCCGGAGCAUUCAGAUCGACCUCCACGAACGCCGUCCUCCCACUUCGACUCAGCGAGCUGCACAGAGAACGCAAGGCCCGAAGAAUUGCGCCAUCUCUUCCUCGAACCACCGAGGCCAUAAAUACUUCUUCGCCAUGUUCACUUCGGCUUCUACCUCAUACCUGCGACUCUCGAGUGGCAUUGUCCUUUUGUUUUGCUGGAUUCCCCAUCCGCCUAAUUCUAGAGAUACCCCCGAACACCACGGACUUUGGGGGGCAACACAGCGAACCACGCAAUCUACGGCCUUUCUGCUUGUUUUUAUCCCUCUCGACGCUCCCUUGGACGAUUUUGGUUUUUACUUCUCGACGAUUGUCAUCAACUUCUUUUUGGCCCCAUCCAAGGAUCUACCAUUGCCAAUUCUCUCGAAAUUCGAAUCGACUCUCGAAAACUUGGCUGUACUGAAUUCAACGGACAAGAGGUUUUAG
Molecule: messenger RNA, 489 nt
Organism: Colletotrichum lupini
Lineage: Eukaryota; Fungi; Ascomycota; Sordariomycetes; Glomerellales; Glomerellaceae
Exons: 4
Coding region: 1-489 (162 amino acids)
Source: RefSeq, a predicted model, not a curated record